AAUGAUAAGCCAUAACUGUUAUGAAACAUUUUUUUCUAAAUAGAAAAAAAAUCUUGACUAAAAUCAGCAGAAGUUCGAAAAACUUGUAAAAAAUCCGAUUAUUUUCCUCGGGUUUUGAACGCAGCGUGCUCUUUCUUCCCCGCCCGCCCUGAACGCCUCCAUUGGACUGCAGGGACCGCUACUAUAAACACACGAAGAGUUGCAGCGAGAGAAGAAGAGCACAUCUUUGGCUAAUCUGCACAACUUUCCCCAAAGUUUUGCGCAGUUUCUGUGCGCCAUGAGAGCGUGGGAACAAAAGGAGUCCAGAAAGAGCAUCUGUUUGUGGACGCGCGGCAGCUUUGGUGGCGUUUUCUCUCAAUCUUUAUUUUGUUUGUUUGUUUGAGAAGACUGUCGAGAUCUGCGCUGCUCAGUUGGAAUUAAAUUAAACUACUUUAAAAAGAUUUCCUGAGGAUUAAAUCCACUCCGCAGCGAAUCGCUUCCAGACCGAGAAGAAGAUUUGGAAUGUAGCGCAAAGAGAAAAAAGGACCUGGUGAUCCGUUCCUCGUCAUCGUCCUCUUCUCCGGACAGCCUCGGGAAUGGGCCAGCACCUUGCCUGGGUGCAUCUCUCCGCCCGGUGGUGUGGCUGGCGUCGCGCGAGAGUGAGGAGGCCAGCAGCCAGGUCGUAGAGCCCGCCCACUCCGCUCUCCGCUCGCUUGAUCUCGAGUGACUUUUGACCCUUGACUCAGUCGUGACCCCACCUUGACCAGCCAUGCCAUUUGGGUUGAAGCUGCGGCGCACACGGCGCUACAAUGUCCUGAGCAAGAACUAUUUUGUUACACGGAUCCGCCUGCUGGACAACAAUGUGAUUGAAUGCACCCUGUCAGUGGAGAGCACAGGGCAGGAAUGUCUGGAGGCGGUAGCCCAAAGACUGGAACUGCGGGAGACGCACUACUUUGGACUGUGGUUCCACGGGAAGACCCAGGCCCCGGCCCAGCGCUGGGUGGAACUUGAGAAACCCCUCAAGAAGCAACUGGACAAGUUUGGCAAUGAACCUUUGCUCUUUUUCGGGGUCAUGUUCUUCGUUCCCAAUGUGUCCCGGCUGGAGCAGGAAGCCACCAGGUACCAGUAUUACCUCCAGGUGAAGAAGGAUGUCCUAGACGGGCGCCUGCACUGCAACAUGGAACAGGGCAUCAGACUAGCUGGCCUAGCAGUUCAAGCCGACUUUGGAGACUUCAAUCACUUCCCGUCUCAGGACUUCCUCAGGGAGUACGUGCUUUUCCCCGUGAACUGGCCCAACGGAGACGAAGUGCUGGAAGAAUGGACGCAAAAAGUCGCAGAAGAGCACAAAAGUCACUGUGGAAUGCAAACGGCGAAAGCAGAGCUGCUGUACAUCAAGGAGGUGGAGAAACUGGAUGGUUUUGGGCAGGAAAGCUUUCCUGCAAAGGACAACUACACCAACGACAUUUUCAUUGGAGUGUCUUUUAUUGGAGUGUUUGUCAAACACAGAAAUGGCAGGUCCAUCAUGCUCCACAAGUGGAAGGACAUCGGUACCAUAGCACACAACAAGUCCGCCAUCACAGUGGAGAUAAUGAGCAGAGACGACACCAUCGCAUUUCACAUGAUAGCGUUUAUCAUGAUGACCCGUACUACAAGUCAGAAACCAGUCUGGACCGCUGCCCAGUGGACUUCACCUUCAGGAAUGGGACGGUCCCCAACGGCAGCAUGUACAGCAGCCCCAGCCUGGGCUCCCUCAACCGAUCCCAGACUUUCGUCCCGCCCUCGCCUAUGUCCUCCAACCUCAGCAUCCCCGGCAGCGAGCUCAUGCGCCCCGACUACAUCCCCAGCCACCGCCACAGUGCCAUCAUCGCUCCGUCGUACCGGCCCACGCCGGAGUACGACGCCGUCAUGCGGCAGAAGCAGCGCGUCCUCCACGCUCCUCAAGACCUCCACAGCCAGUCGCUGCGCAGCCUGAACAUUAGCAACGCCUGCGCGUACCGGCAGCCCGAGGCUCUCGUUUACAGUCAGCCGGAGAUUAGGCAGGGGGGGCCUUAUCAUGGUUUGGGCCCCAAUCCUGGAACGUACACUCCUCAGAUCAGCUACAGUAAGCCGGUGUGCCACGGACCCCACCAAGGCGGACCGGCCAGCAGUCAGGUCCCACUUUACUCAUCCUGCACCAAUGGAGGCGGGGGCAGCAGUGACGGCGUCGGAAGCUCGAUCUCGCACACUGUCAGCACGCCCGAGCUGGCAAACACCAAGCAGCAGGGCACCAGCGCGGGAAGCCACGCGGCCACCGCCAACAUGCUGAGGAACCACAUGCUGCGCCCUCCUCCGCCGUACCCCUCCAGCUCCUUCCGCCCUGCCACCAGCACGCCGGACCUCGCCAGCCACCGCCUCCGCUGCAUCGGCGGCAGCAGCCCGGAGCUGGUCACCCGCAUGGUGCAGCUGUCCGUCAAGACCUUCCAGCCGGACAGCAUAGCCGUGGUGCACCAGUCGCUGCAGGAGGUCAGCGAGCCGUUAACGGUCGCCGCCAAGCACCGUUCGACCCUCGGCAAGAGGCACAGCAUGGAGGUCAUCAGCAGCAUGAGAGGGGGCGGAGGCGGGGCAGAGGGCCCGGCGAUGAAGGGUUUGAACGCCCCGCUACUGCGCAGGAAUACUCUCAGAGAGCACGUGAUGCCCGCUCAGCCGCAGCCCAUCCCCCAAACGCAACCUCAGCUGCAACCCCCCCCUCAGCAGCCGAAGGACCUGCAGAAGCCUGCGCAGACUGUCCCCGAGCCCCCCGCUAAUCCCCCCGCCACCACGGCCUAUCAGCAUCAGAAGACUCUCUCCAACGCCACCAUGCUCAUACACAGCAGCGAGAGCGAAGAGGAGGAGGAGGAAGAGGAGCGGCCCGAGCUGGACGUUCAGAUCCCAGGACUCAACGAGCAAAUCAGCAUCAGCGCUCAGCUCCAAGCCGCUCUGGCCAAACUGCCCAACAAACCUCCCCCGGAGUACCCGGGACCCCCCGGCAGCGCCCAGAUCCCCCCUUACAGCCACCCGGCCAACCACCACCCCGCCCCACACUGCAGCCAGGGAGCGGCGGACGCCGAGGAGUCACACAACACUGGACACAGUCAGGGAGCGGGCGGGACGCUCACCAGGGGGGACCAGAGCGGGGUGAACGGAGCCGUUUUGGGUCCGUCCAUUUCAGAACCGGACCUGACCAUCGUGAAGGAGCGGGUGAGGAAGGAGCCGGUCAGAGAGAGGCCCGUGUCGGAGAUGUUCUCCCUGGAGGACAGCAUCGUGGAGCGGGAAAUCGCUCAGAGGACACUGGAAAGACAGAAGAUGUCCGUUGACUCCAUUAAAAGACCGCUGAUGAUGGCCGCCCUCAAUGGCCUUUACGUGGCUCGGAUGCCGGUUCCCGAGAGUCCGUCGGAGGAAGGCGCCAAGUCUCCCACAGACGAACGGUGUCAGACUCUGGAGUUGAAGCUGGAGGAGGAGCGCGUCUUCACCGAGUACGAGCAAGUGCCGAAGAAGAGGGCGGACUGUGUCGUCACGACUGCAACGCUGCCCGAAAACACAGAGCGCAACCGUUUCCGGGACGUCGUCCCUUACGAGGAGAACCGGGUGGAACUCGUACCCAACAAGGAGAACAACACGGGCUACAUAAACGCCUCCCAUAUCAAGGUCAUGAUCAGGGGUGAGGAGUGGCACUACAUAGCUACCCAAGGCCCGCUAGCCAACACUUGUGGAGACUUCUGGCAGAUGGUCUGGGAGCAGGGGGUCAGCGUCAUUGCCAUGGUUACUGCAGAGGAGGAGGGUGGACGAUCUAAGAGUCAUCGCUACUGGCCCAAACUGGGCUCCAAACACAAUUCCGCCACUCACGGAAAGUACAAGGUGACCACCAAAUUCCGCACCGACUCCGGCUGCUACGCCACCACGGGGUUAAAGGUCAAACACCUCCUCUCUGGUCAGGAGAGGACGGUGUGGCACCUGCAAUACACCGACUGGCCCGAGCAGGGAUGUCCUGAAUACGUCACUGGAUUUCUCUCUUAUUUAGAGGAAAUCCAAUCAGUUAGGAGACACACCAAUUCUAUGUUGGACACCUCAAAGAGCCUGAACCCCCCAGUGGUGGUGCACUGCAGCGCCGGGGUGGGCCGCACCGGAGUGGUCAUCCUGACCGAGCUCAUGAUCAGCUGUCUGGAACACAACGAGCCGGUGGAAGUUCCCACCAUGCUAUCGGAGCUGAGGCAGCAGAGGAUGCUGGUGGUGCAGACCAUCUCCCAGUACAAGUUUGUCUACCAGGUUCUCAUCCAGUUCCUCAAGAACUCCCGCCUCAUUUGACACCCCAUGAAGAGGACACUCAAAAGUAUUAGACUUUAAUCUGUAACUCAUUUAAAAUGCUUCAUCAAUUGUGUUAAAUUUGUUUUCAUAACAUCCAGGUGAGUUAACAGAUUUUUGUUCUUAGGAAGCAAAAUAAGAAAUCCCAGUUUCAGUUAUUUAAUGGUGUUAUGCUGCAUGACCAGCAGGGGGCGGCAGACUACACUGAAAGACUUUUGCCAAACAAGUGUUCAUCAAUCACCUCUUAUUUUAACAAAUUUACUACAGAAAGUAUUGGCUUCAAAAGUUGUAUUUUAUUUUACAAAGACUGAACUGAUUUAAUCACUUUUGCCCUCCUUAAACAUGCCAAAACAUUUGCUUAUACUUGACAUUUCCUUUCAUAAACACACCCAAAUUUACAAAUUCUUUGUAUUUAAAAAAGUUACUGUAUUUUAAAAAAAAAUAAGUUAUACAAAUAAUGCAUAGAAAACUGCCUACGCUCUCAUGGUGCCUUACUAAAAUAUAAACCCUGUUCCUUUUUAAUGUUUAAAUUAAGAUUUUACAGACAUUUUUAAAGGAUAAAAGUUACAAAUUAGAUACGGAAACAAAUAAGUCAUCAAAAACCAGAAAUCCGCUUUCCCUUACCCUUUUAUGUAAAAUACCACUCUAAAAAAUGACAUGAAAUGUACUUUUUCUACAUCUUUAAGAAUAAUCUGUACAUAAUGGCAUGUGAACUGUUUUAUAUAUGUCUUUUCUUGACUUGGUACCCUCAAAUACCGCAAAUUGUUAAACUAUGCAUGCUUUUUUUUAUAUAUAUAUAUAUUUCCAUGUAUAUAUUUCAGUAUGUUUAGUCUUUCGGAUAUACAAGUGUGUUGUUGCACUUCUCUGUUUGACAGUAUUUUCCUCACAAAGCAUUCCUUUGGCUUGUUUUUUUUUUAAUAUUUAUUUUUCCCCUUCAGUUUUUCGUUGUUUCUGGCCGAGCUCCUAAACACAUUUCACGUAUUGUGUACAUAUGUUUUUGUAUAUGCAUUUCCAGUGCAUUCAGAUUUUUCCUCCCCAGACAUGUAAGAAGCUGUUAUACCUGCAGUAAAAGCCUUAUUUUCUAUA
Oryzias melastigma (Indian medaka) is the source of this 5382-nucleotide messenger RNA. Its product is annotated as protein tyrosine phosphatase non-receptor type 14. Gene Ontology annotation, biological process: lymphangiogenesis; protein dephosphorylation. Gene Ontology annotation, cellular component: cytoskeleton. The record is from RefSeq and is a predicted model, not a curated record. Lineage: Eukaryota; Metazoa; Chordata; Actinopteri; Beloniformes; Adrianichthyidae. Gene Ontology annotation, molecular function: protein tyrosine phosphatase activity.